CUCAGGGGGCCGAGCAAUCGGCCACCCAUCCGACCUCGUCUCAAAUACGGUCUCACACAUCCGGAUUGACAGUCAAAACCGUUAUCUAGGCCUUUGACCACCCGACCCUCGCCAUUUCUCCCAUAAAACGUGUUUUUCUCACCGACGGCCCGUAUGAUCACUAUCUCAAGAUGCUCGCGCGCCAUCACUCUUGGGCCACGACCACCUCAAAGCAUUUCAACAUGCACUCGGACAGCACAAUAAGAGUGGCCAUGGUGGCAGGUUUGAGAACAAGUCUUGUUCUUUUCCGCGGUCUUCAUGCUCUACCAGCACACGACUUAGCACAAGCCGGACUUCUCGAGCCACAACCACCAAAAGCCUCACGUCCAGCUCCCGCAAACUCCAAGAUGGGCAACUGUUUUUCCCAAGAGGAGAAGCACAGGCCUCAGCAGAAUGGUUAUGCCCCAGUUCCCGCACCGGCGAUAAACAACGGCGGUCAUAGCCAACACCCCGGCUAUAAGAUCGACCCGCGCGAGCAGCGCGAGCAGCGCCAGCAGCAAUAUCCACAAUCACAACCACAAUACCCGCAGCCCCAACAACACCAACAGCCCCGGCCAUAUCAACGGGCCCAGCAAUACCCACAACACCCUAUCGCCUCCACCUCCGCCACCAACGCCCGCCCAACCGGCAGGCGUCGCGCCAGCCAACAACCGCAGUCCAAACCCAGCAACAAAAAGAUCCUCAACGAGUACCGCAUCCAGGUGACCUGCUCGGACUGCACAGAGCGGAGUCAAGACUGUCUCAUCACCAACGACCUGAACAUGAACAAGAUCGACCUGCGACGGCGAUUCGCCUACCGCGACCCGGCCAACGCGGGCGACGCGCAGCUGUGGACGGUCUCGAUCGACUUCUGCAGCAACGAGGCCAAGUAUUCGACGAAGCGCGCCAACGCCGAGCGGGUGAUCGAACGGUUCUGUGGCGGGUCGGAUCGUGCGUAUGAUGAUGUGGGCAUGGGGAGCACGUACGGGGCUAUGGGGUUGAGGAGCCACGGUUGGGGCGCCAGCCGCGCGAAGGCGGCGCCUUAUACCGGGCCGUUUGAGGUGGAUGCGUUGUUGGACGCGCUGGAUGAGGCGAAAGUGACGUAUACGAGCGAUGUUUGAAGUGGGUGGGGAGGAGUUGGUGUAAUGGGGGGGUUGGUUGUACGAUGAGGGUGUUUUUGGAAUACUUCAAUGGUUUCCGUGGGAGGCAAACUGCGUACCCAAGCAUAUGGUUGGGGCGUUACGGCGUGACCGGGAUUGAGCAUAUCUCAGGGUGCCGUUGAACGGCUUGAGCUUGGGUCUGCUUUGGAUCGUUGAUACCCACUAGAGCAGUUGGAAAACGUUAAUAACAACUGCAGUCAUGCUCUUUCAAGUUAGAUACCUCACUAUCCCAAAUCGUGCCUUCGUGUCCC
Molecule: messenger RNA, 1429 nt
Organism: Chaetomium fimeti
Lineage: Eukaryota; Fungi; Ascomycota; Sordariomycetes; Sordariales; Chaetomiaceae
Exons: 1
Coding region: 171-1139 (322 amino acids)
Source: RefSeq, a predicted model, not a curated record